This is a messenger RNA of Papaver somniferum (opium poppy), 3076 nucleotides long. Its product is annotated as plant-specific TFIIB-related protein PTF2-like. Gene Ontology annotation, biological process: DNA-templated transcription initiation; transcription preinitiation complex assembly; transcription by RNA polymerase III. Bases 105 to 1733 code for a protein of 542 amino acids. The transcript has 5 exons. NCBI's taxonomy places the organism in Eukaryota, Viridiplantae, Streptophyta, Magnoliopsida, Ranunculales, Papaveraceae. The record is from RefSeq and is a predicted model, not a curated record. Gene Ontology annotation, cellular component: transcription factor TFIIIB complex; transcription preinitiation complex; nucleus. Gene Ontology annotation, molecular function: RNA polymerase III general transcription initiation factor activity; TBP-class protein binding; RNA polymerase III type 3 promoter sequence-specific DNA binding.
AUUAAACCUUACCUUAUUUAUUCUGUGUGUUUAUUUAGUAUUAAAUUAUCGUAUAGAAUUUGUGUAAUUUGAUCCCAGAUUGAGAAAUUUUAGUUGGGAUUGCAAUGAGUUCUUGCUUCUGUAAGAAUUGCAAAAAGAAUACAGUGAUUCGAGAUGAUAUUACGGAUAAUUUGGUAUGUGAAACAUGUGGUCUUGUACAAUCUAUCGGUGAUAACCUUGUACAAUCUUUUGGUGGCUUAAGCGAUUUUGAUGGUACCUAUGUUCGUGUUGGUGACGAUUAUACUUACAAAGAGAAUAAAAUUCACAAUGCCAAAAAUGACAUCAAAGAGAUAACUGAUAGAUUUCAGUUUUCGUCUCGCAAAACGAUCGAGGUGGAACAGAUGAUUGAUGAAAUUACUGAGGGGGAAUUCGGCGCAGGCAGAUGGUUCAGUAUCCUUGUAGGUGCAUGCUCUUAUGUUGUAAGGAGACGGGACAACUUGCCUCUUUCGAUGAGAGAGGUUGCCUCAGUUAUAGCUUGUGAUUAUCAUGAGCUCGGACGAAUGGUUCUUCGUGUUGUUGAUUUUCUUGAUUUAAAAUUGCCCGAGUUUGAUAUUGUAGCAUUCUUUGAAUUUUCUCUGAAGCAUUCUCACAGUUUUGCGCAAGUUUCUGAGGAGAAGAAAGAUGAAAUGGUUAAACAGGGUACAUUUCUAGUUCAAUGUUUAGUCAAGUGGUUUGUGACAACUGGGAGACAGCCUAAUCCCAUUGUUGCUGCUAUUAUGGUGUUUGUUGCAGAAUUGAAUCAAGUCAAAGUUCAGAUUGAAGAUAUAGCAAAAGAAGUUCAUGCUGGGGUAAAUACGAGUAAGAGACGUCAUGGAGAGCUUCUGCAGAUUCUUGUUAAAGUUGGUCAACCCUUGCCUUGGGGUAAGAAUUUAACAGUUAAAAAUGUAGUAAAUAACGCACCUUCAAUACUUCGGUACAUGGAGCUGAAGUCUAGGGUAAAACCUAGUGAGAAGAGUAAGAACAUAAAAAACUUUAGAUCUGAAUUUGAAGAAAUUAUUUGUGGGUGUUUGAGUAAAGAAAUGGAAUUCACCGAAGAUGGUUCAUAUAUAGGGGAUGAUUUACAGUACUAUAAUGUUGAAGAUAGAAGUGUAACCUUAAGUGAGAGUGUUACUGAUUUGGACAAGCUCAAAAUCUCACAAGACUGCUUGUCCAAGAUCUAUACGAAGUUCUCGAAUGAUGGUACUUCUCCAGAAGCUAUGGCCGAGAAAGAAGAAGAACAUCCUAGAAAGAGGAGGAAAGAACUAGGUCUUCAAAGUGCUCAGGAUUGGUGGCGAGGAAAUUCUGAACUGAGCGAAAAGCUUUCACUUAGAGAAGUAUUGGAGAAGAAUGUAGGAUAUAAUAAUUUGCCUCCAUCUUUUGUUGCUAAUAAAAUAGCGUGUCAAAGACGGAGAGAGAAGAUAAAUGCUGCCAGGUUCCGGAUUGGUGAGACUAUGGGAAAACCUGCUUCCUCUGAGCUGAAAAAUGGAAAAGAGAUGCCUUAUGGAGCAAAAGGAGGUAAUAUGGAUUGGGAGGAUUGUAUAAUAGAGAUCCUCCUGCUUCAUCGAGUUAAAGAGGAGGAGAUCGAGAAAGGUCAUUAUAGUACACUGCUUGACCUGCAUGUUUUUGAUUCUGUCAAUGCUAGUAAGAUGUUCGCAAAUGCAAAACGACAACGCACAGAAGAUCUUGUCGCGAACCUAAUAAAUGGUGGAGGUUGACAGAUUCAGAUUGAAGCAAAAUGAGUGUACCGGUUCGAGUAGAGAUGUCCAUAGAACAUGAGGUUGACAGUGAGACUGGUGCUGGUAAACACGUUCCAAGCUUGAACCUGCAGUCGUCAAUGAAGAUAGAUCCGGGACUUAUGAACAAUUUCUCCGUCUUGAACAACUAAACCUGGCACAGAUAUGCUGCUAAUAACUUCGCAAGAAGACAUUAUACAGGUAUACAGUAAACUACCCUUAUUUCAAAUGGAAUUUUUUACCUUCCCUCUCCCCAGGUACUCAAUCUUGUUUACCUAAAAGGAGCUUUCUUCUGCUUGGAGUUGUUGCUCUGGUCACCACUGUAAAUAUGGAAUCAUACAACAGUGUACUCUCUCUACUCACUCACUCCUCGAACACAUGGAUGUUGCAGUGUUAUUGAAAUAUGAAGUAGUAUAUGAUAUUUGUCUUAGAUCCCUUUAUAUCGAGAGGCCAACAUACACAAAUUUGCACCAUUUAAUAUCUCAAGUCAUAUCAUCCUCGACUACUUCCUUGAGGUUCGAUUGAGCAUGGAUGUUACAGAUUUCCAGGCCAACCUUGUACCCUGCCUCAGGAACCCGAUCCAUUCUCUCAUUAUGUGCUCCUGUUAUCUUCACGGGAAAGACAUACCUUGAGCAGCCACCGAUUCCUGAUUUAAAAGUGCAAUGUGUACUUGCAAGCAUGAUAGUCAAUUGCGAUCAAAGGCAUGAAAAUGCAUGGCUUCCUGUUUGAUGUCCCCUGGUGCCGUCUUUCAAAGACCAAUAAUGCUGCUGUGGCGACUUACAAGGUUCAAGGCCAAACUUUAUUUUUUGCCUUUUGUGUUGCCAUACUGCCAUUUAAUGUCUUCUCUGAAGUAACUGGCUCGGUAGAUAAUUGAUCCCUUCAAUUUGUCAACCUACAAAGUGUCGACUCGGCGGCCACUAGAAUGCUUGCAUACGAUAGCAUACAUACUCAAGAUAAGGAAAGUCCCUAUACCGAGGAGCCAGAGUUGUAUCUGUUCUGUGACGAGGUAUUAAGUAUCAAGAAUUCCGUCAUCUUAUCCAAAAAGUUUCACCCUCAAUAAUGCGAUUAAGUUUUAUUGUUUUUAUGUUAUUGUCUGGAUAUAUGUUGGAUCCCAGACAUAGGUGAUGACUGGUGAACAGGAUUAUCAUUGCCUAGUAUGUUGUAUCAGCUUAAGUUUUUUAGUAUUGUCAUUGCUUUUUUUAGUUUGCCCGUUGCUGGAAAUUUUGUUGAAUAACGAAAUGGUCUUAGAAGUGGUUUUCCAUUGUGAUUGCUGGAGUCCGGAAACAGAUUGUGAGUUUUUUUGUGGGAGGCUAAUAACAUUUUCA